Dioscorea cayenensis subsp. rotundata (Guinea yam) is the source of this 1204-nucleotide messenger RNA. RefSeq names its product protein phosphatase 2C 51-like. The transcript is spliced from 3 exons. Gene Ontology annotation, cellular component: nucleus; cytosol. Bases 1 to 1131 code for a protein of 376 amino acids. The record is from RefSeq and is a predicted model, not a curated record. Gene Ontology annotation, molecular function: protein serine/threonine phosphatase activity; cation binding. Lineage: Eukaryota; Viridiplantae; Streptophyta; Magnoliopsida; Dioscoreales; Dioscoreaceae. Gene Ontology annotation, biological process: protein dephosphorylation.
AUGGAGCCAUUAUUCCCAAGAGAAAAUGUGGGUCACGGUUUUUCUGAAAAUUGUGCCCUCGAUUUAUCGUUGCAAAGACUGCUCGUGAUUUCUCAGCCUGGCUCUGGCUCUGCUGGCUCUAUAGAAGGGAAGUAUGUGAAGAACAAAGGCGAGAGCUUUGGCUCUGGCUCUGGCUCUGGCUCUAGAGAAGGGGAGCAUGUGAAGAACAAAGGCGAGAACUCGAACUACUCAUCAUCCUCCAACUCUCUACCACCACCGUCACCUGAGGAUAGAAACCGCGGCAGGGACAACAAGAAGAAGUACCAAGAGCUCAUGCACUCAUGGGCUUCAGUAGUGGGGCGGAGACGUGAUAUGGAGGAUGGCUUGACAAUAGCUACAAGCUUCAUCAAGGGCUAUGACUUCUAUGGCGUGUUCGAUGGCCAUGGUGGUGCGAAGGUUGCACAUUUUUGUCAUGAAAGGAUGCACUUAGCAGUAGCAGAAGAGGUCAGUGGAGUGGAGGAGGUGAACUGGGAGCUUGUCAUGACAUCAAGCUUCACAAAGGUUGACAGGGAGGUGACGGCCGUGCCGGGCCAUCACAACAUUGGGUCCACUGCCUUGGUAGCGGUGGUGGGUCCGAAGAAAAUAGUGGUUGCUAACUGUGGGGAUUGCCGUGCUGUGCUCUCAAGCGGUGGCGUUGCUGUUCCACUCUCGGUUGAUCACAAGCCUGAUAGGGCAGAUGAGCUUGAGAGGAUUGAAGCUAUUGGAGGAAAGGUUAUUAAUUGGAAUGGUUUUCGUGUUUUAGGAGUAUUAGCCACAUCUCGCUCUAUCGGAGACAAUUAUCUCAAACCAUGUGUGAUCCCAAAUCCUGAGGUUAUGAUUGUUGAACGUUCUGAAAAGGAUGAAUUUAUCAUAUUGGCUAGUGAUGGAUUCUGGGAUGUGGUAUCCAAUGAAGUGGCUUGUAGAGUUGCAAGACGAUAUCUUACUCAAUGUAAUUCAGUUGUAGCAGUGGAACCAGAAAGGCGCAAUACCCUAAAUGAAGCAGCUACUGUACUUUCUCAACUUGCAAUUUCUCAAGGAAGUUGUGACAAUAUCACUGUUAUAGUGGUGGAACUAAAAAGGUUAGAUCUCCGCAGGCCAAGGCGCACUAUUUGAAAACUCCACCUUGUUGAGUUUGUCUCAAGAUAUAUCAUUGUUUUGUUUUCUAUUUUAAGUAUUUUAGUUAGAG